UGAAACAUAUAUAAUAUAUGCUUAAAUAAUAUGAUUAAAGAAUAGCUUUUGGUGACCAAAGUGCUUUGUAAUUGGCAAAUUUGAGGCAAAACAAAGAUGAGAUGUGAAAUACCAGUUUUAUUGCGGUGUUGUUUCUGCUUUCCUCUAAGAUAUGGUCUACUGGUUUGGUCGUACAUUAAACAGAUAUUUAGUAUAUUAUUCUUAACCUUUGUUAUUCAUCAAUUAUAUCAAAUGAGCCAUCGGAGGACCGGUGUAGAAACCUAUGUAUUAUCAUCACUACUUCUAAUCUUAACUAUCGUGGACAUCGUGUUUCAUAUCCUUUUUAUUAAAAGUACGCAAAAAAAAGAAUACAAGAAAAUUAGAAUUUUUUACAGAUACAGUAUUGUUCUAUUAUGUCUGUUUGCAGUCAUGAUGUGUCUUUAUAUAGUUUUUAUAUGUGCUUACUUCAUCCACGUGUCACCAAUCAUUUUGAUAUUAUUGUGGACACAUUUACUGCCAGGCGUGGUGAUGAUUGUAGCGUUACUGAUCAUCCAAAGCUACCUGAUCAUACUCGUGCGAAGUGAAUUCAUCAAACUGAAGAAUAAUUCACAGUUCGAAUUCGUGAACGAUGCGGCUAAAGAAAAAUGUACCGCCAACAUCGAUUUCGUUAAAGAAAUUCCUGCCUCAGUUUAUGAUAAUGAAAACUGAAUUAACCCGAUUUGCCCGACUACUGGAAGGCAAUGUUUUAACUGUAUAUAUACAUGUACAGAUGUACCCAGUGGGGUGCACUUCAUACAUUCACAAAAGCUCUGCUUACCUUAAAAAAUUUAUAUAGCUCAUAAAUGCGAAGGAUUUUUCCAUUUUAUGGCAUCUUUCUUCUUUAUGCUACUGGAUGUACUAGUUUUGUGAAGCCCCUAUUAACCUGAUUUUAAUUUUUGGAUUUUGUUAGCUUCCUUUUAGCAACCCAAGUGGCUAUGUGACUUGACAAUAAAUCUAAUAUGCAAGACCAAAACACGCCAAGAAAAAUAAAAUUUGAAUGAGAAAACAUGUUCCCAGUAUGAUAUCAAAUGAACGAUCGCAGUACCUACGUAGAUUCCAAAAAUUAUAAAAUUUAUUAACAAAAAUUCCCUUGAUUUGCGGUUUUUGUGAGUUCCACUUUCUUGUCGCUCCCAAUCUCCAAUAAAUGCGGUCCAACAAAUUAGCCCUUAACUGCAAUCUCACCUGGUGGUAAGUCAUGAUGCAGGCUAAGAUGGCAACGGGCUAACCUGUUAGGGAGUAUGGUAGUCAUACCCCUUAUCGGUUUCUACGCGAAAUCGCACCGGAACACUAAAUCGCUUAUCGCCACGUCUUUGAACCCGAAACCUCCUACUUAAAUUCACAGUUUUUACAUCCCGACUAUCUGUUUAAUGUCACGACUAACCAAUAUGGCGGAUUUGACAGAAAAAUACGCAAAUAAUAAUACGUAUACAUAUUUAAGAGAAAAGUUUUGAGUUUGGUAUCAAAUAGUGAGCACAGCAAAAAAUGGUUUGAGGCUCAUGUAAUAAUACUUAUCUACUUAGGUCGAUAUUUGUAGGAGUUGGAUCUUUUAGUUUUAUCAAUAUGCACUUUUAUUGUAAAUUUAACAUAAAUAAUGCCACUAUUGUUACAAUUUGUAGUGAUAAAGUAGUGAGUUCAUUUUAGUAAUCUUACGUUAGGGAACGCUGUACAAUUUGUCGUUGAAAUAUAUUUUAUGU
Molecule: messenger RNA, 1712 nt
Organism: Pararge aegeria (speckled wood butterfly)
Lineage: Eukaryota; Metazoa; Arthropoda; Insecta; Lepidoptera; Nymphalidae
Exons: 4
Coding region: 97-687 (196 amino acids)
Source: RefSeq, a predicted model, not a curated record